AUUCUAACGUCAGUCAGCGUACGUCAAACUGUCAACUGUCAUUCAGUUUGACAUUAGUAAUGUUGAAAAAUAUUCUUGAAAUAUUCAAAUUAAACUGCCGAAUUCCGAAAACGGAAAAAGUAAAAAGUCAAAAAAUUUUUGAAGUGAACUAAAAAAUACAGGUUGUGCUUUAAAUUAUAAAAAUACAAAUAGAGGUAAGUUAAUUUUGCAUUUGCAAUGAGGCAUAAAAAGAUAUAAUGUCUUCAAGGUUUAAAUUUAAUUUAUUUAUGUGUACUUAUUUUUCUAGUUUAGAAAUGGAGAGACUGCGCGCCAGUCAGGAGCAAUUUUCUGCUCUUAUAGAAUUCAUGGAAAGGUACUAUUAAAAAAAUACAGUUUUGAUUCCAAACUUGCUUCAAUAUUUUUAUAAUAAACAAUGAAAUCAUUAAUACCAAGUGCUUCAUUGGUGUGUGUUACCCAUAGGUAUGGUGACCUCUCGCGACCACAGCGGGGACCUCAGGGUCGACUAAAAGCCGACCAAAUGUGGGCAAGGCUCACAUUAUUACUUAAUUCAGUUGGUGGUGGGGUUCACAAAUCACAAGAGAAGUGGAAGAAAGUCUGGGCAGAUUGGAAGACUAAAACAAAAAAAAAAGAAAAUGUUGAUUUCCAACCACACAAAUGGUACUGGUGGUGGUCCAAGCAGCAGGCUGUCUCUAACAGUUUUGGAAGACCGAGUCUGUGCCAUACUGGGAGAGACUGCUGUUCUUGGUCAAGCUGGCAUACAAGAGCAUGGCUUUAAUGCGCCACCAGUACCAAGGGAAGAACCCAUUCCUGAAGAUGUGGAAAUUGAAAUUCCUGUAGGCUUAGAGAAUUUUAAUUAUAAUACAAGUGUUCCAACAUUGCCAGCAUCACCGCUACUGCUAGACCCACAGCCCUCACCACCACCACCACCAGUACGUCCGCCGCCCCCUCUACCGCGUUCUCCUCCGCGUCCCACUGGUCGACGGUCAUCGGCGUCACCGCGAUCUGCGACUGCCUCGCCGCGACAUGGGAUGCAGAGAGCUCGCAGGAAUCGCGGCUUAACGCCAUUUGACCGGGCCGCUACAGAAUUUGUGGCGGUUGAACAACGACGCCUUGCACUGGAGGAGACGCGAGAGAAGCUUUCCCAUGAGCGAGAAAGGGAAAGGGAAAAGCUUCUCCAUGAACGUGAGAGGGAGCGUGAGGAACUUUUCCACCAAAGAGAAAUGGAGCGACUGCGGCUGGAGUCGCUAAAGGUUGAGGCAAAUCGCGAGCAAACUAGGGUGAUGCAGCAAAUAGCUGUUAUCGGGCAAAGGUUGCUCGAGAUAUUGCCUCAAGGGCCCGCAUCUUAAUUUUUUUUUUCAUAGAGUUUUAAGUGUAUUAUUUAGUGCCUUUCUUUUUAUUUUUUUUAAGUGCUUGUUUUAGAUUUUAAUA
Molecule: messenger RNA, 1428 nt
Organism: Colias croceus (clouded yellow)
Lineage: Eukaryota; Metazoa; Arthropoda; Insecta; Lepidoptera; Pieridae
Product: swi5-dependent recombination DNA repair protein 1 homolog
Exons: 4
Coding region: 633-1346 (237 amino acids)
Source: RefSeq, a predicted model, not a curated record